CCGAAACGUUUCUGGGGCAAAACAUGCAUGCACAUCAUCGUUGCCAAAAAGUCUGACACAACACGACACACACAGAAUUGUUUUUCUUUCGCAUCCACACGUAAGUAGCGUACUGUAUGUCCCGUACGGUGCGUGUGGUAUCUUUCCACACCGUUCAGGAAUAAUGUUGUUUCACGAACGACGGCUCGGUUGCCGUACGGUAGCAUCGCAGCUGCUCUUUCCUCUUCUUCGAUGCCGUCGGUCACCAUCGUUGAGCAUACAACACGGCAAAACACGAUCGAUUUCUUCUGAUUCUCUCCGGCAAUGAAACUCCGAAUCGCGUCGUUCCUUUCCGUGGCUGCCGCCACCCACGCCUUCGUCGUCGAUACCAAAACCAGCCAGCGCCACAAUGGACACGUGCUGUAUUCAACGACGGCAGCGACCCUCGGGUCUGCUCCGCCUACCGAAGCGGCAGAAACCUUCGGGACGGUGGUCGGAGACACGAGGGGCGCCGCCCUUCGACUGGAAAACGUGGCCAUUUCACGGGGAGCAACGCCGCUUCUCAACAACAUCAAUUGGAGCAUCCAACCCAACGAGCGCUGGGGAAUCGUUGGGAUCAACGGCGCCGGAAAAUCGACGCUUCUGGGAGCCAUCACGGGAACGGUCCGAAUGGACGAGGGAAAGGCGCUCGUCCAUUCCAACGUGAGGGUGGGAUACCUGAGACAAUCCGCCGUGAGCGGAUCGACCAAAACCGUGGCCGAGGAAGCCCGGAGUGAAAUGACGCACAUCGAGGAGGCCAAGAUCGAGCUCGAGGCCGCCACCAAGGUCGUGGAGGACGGAGAUUAUUCCGAAGAGGCGCUGGACAAGCUAGCAACCGCCCAGGAACACUUUGAAACGAUCGGGGGCUAUCAGCAGGAACAGAUGGUCGACAGCGUCCUCAAGGGACUUGGAUUCGAACCGGAGGACUCGGAUCGCUUGUGCAGCGAUUUCAGCGGGGGUUGGCAGAUGCGGAUCGCCCUGGCCCGCUUGCUUCUGUCCAAACCAUCCUUGCUGCUCCUGGACGAACCUUCGAACCAUCUGGAUUCUUCUGCUAAGGAUUGGUUGGGAAAGUACAUCGCCAGUUACGACGGAAGCGUCGUUUUGGUAUCGCACGAUGUUUCUCUCUUGGAUGUGAGCGUAAAUUCCAUUGCCGAAAUCGCCGGAAACACGGUGGUCGAAUACCGAUCGUGUUCCUACAACAAGUAUCUGGAGGAAAAGGAAUUCCGCGCCGCCAGUGCACAGGCCGAAUACGAACGGAACCUAGAGGAGGCCGCCCGGCUCCAGGCUUUUGUCGACAAGUUUGGGGCAUCCGCUACCAAAGCCAAGAGCGCACAAUCGAGAGUUAAAAUGCUGGAGAAGAUGAAAAAAGAGGGAAAGUUGGAUCCGCCACCGGUAGCCGUUGUAGCCAGGGAGCGAGAUCCCGAACUCGUCUUGCCGCCUCCGCCGAAACCCAACGGCGAAUACCUCAUGAAGAUGAAGGAUGCCACGAUCGGGUACGAUCCAAGCGAGCCCCCGCUUCUUAAAAACAUCAACCUAAAAAUUCCGAGGGGAAUGAAGCUCUUGCUUCGAGGGCCCAACGGAGCCGGAAAAUCCACCCUUCUCAAGGCCCUUCGGGGGAACGUGCCGGAGAUGAUCCAAUCGGGAGAACGCGUCGAAAACGACCGACUCUUUCUAGGAACCUUCACCCAAGACCUGGCGCAGGAACUGGACCCGGAUUCCCGCGCCGUUGAUCUCGUCACGGACUACGCCCGUUCGGGGAGCGACGGAAACAUCCGCGUGACKGACGAGGCCGCACGUGGCGUCCUCGGACGCCUUGGCUUGGGAGGAGAAAAACCCCUCCGAAAGGUAUCCGCCCUGAGCGGAGGAGAAAAGGCCCGUGUGGCCCUGGGAAUGUUCGCCCUGAAAGCCUCGAACCUGUUGAUGCUGGACGAACCAAGCAAUCAUUUGGACGUUGGCUGCAUCUCGGGCCUUGCCAAGGCACUGAGUGAAUGGGGCGGCAAGGACGGAGCCAUUGUGGUGAUCAGCCACGACCGCAAGUUUUGUGAAAAGGUCGGAUUUACCCACGUUGGAACUGUGAUGGACGGAAAGCUUGUGUUGGAACAGCGAUCCCUCCGAGACAGCGACUGGGACCAAUACGAUAUCAACGCGGCUUCUAGGUCUCCAGCAUAGUCAAUGGAACGGAGCGAAGAAUUUCGUAGUGGAGUAAAACUUUGUCACCACAAGAAGGAAGGCAACAAUAAAAUAGAGCAAAUUUUUGUUA
Molecule: messenger RNA, 2278 nt
Organism: Pseudo-nitzschia multistriata
Lineage: Eukaryota; Bacillariophyta; Bacillariophyceae; Bacillariales; Bacillariaceae
Source: the annotation of a GenBank genome assembly